UUUUAAUGACUACCUUCUCCGCUCUUGUGGUACAAACAUGUCCUGCUGCUAAACAAGGUGGAAAUUCUCAAAAGGGUGUCAGAAAAGCUUUGAGCCAGACUUUGAAAGAUUCCCGUCCGGUGAUGAUAUCAUCCGUAUUGGGGCAUGUGUCAGUCAUCCCAUUCUCAGUGUCUCAGGAGCAAUGAGUAAACACUAUGAACGCAUCGAGAUGGACCUGACAUUUGGAUCCGCCAAGCCUUAUGGGUCCACAAGGAGUAUCGUUAGGAGGAUUGCGAGCAACCUUCCUCUUAAACCCUGCCCCAGGGUUCACUUUCAGUUGGUCCCAUUCAACGGUGAUUCGGGCGGGCUGAGGAGGGAGCACGCCGUCGCCUCGCUCGCCGACAUCUCCUGGAUUGAUCAGGAUGAUGACGAGGAGGAGGAAGAUGAAGACAGCCCUCGUUCAGGACCACCCCGCGGUGUUGUGUUUCGGGGCCGCCCACCCCGUCCCCGGAAAAGACCCCUUGUAAGACGGCGCUCUCUUCCCACCAUCCGACGAGAGACCCCGGAUUCUCGGAGUCCGGUGGCUGCCAACGAUGAGGCAAUUCAGAAAAUCGGCGUGCUUGAGACUGAGUUGGCCAAGCUGCGAGCGCAGAUCGCACAGAUUGUGUUGGCGCAGGAGAAGAACGCACAAACGGUUGUCUCCACUGGGACAAGCCCUCUCCAGCCACCGCCUGCUCCCCCACCCCCACCACCUCCGCCUCCUCCUCCACUUCCUCCCCCAGGACUUCAGCGCUCUUUUUCCGCCAUGGAUCUAAUCAAGGAGCGCCGCGGAAAAAGGCCGCAAGGCCCAUCAGAGACAAAAACGCAUGCCGAUAUCCCGAGCAUGUUGGAUAUCCUCAAAGACAUGAAUAAAGUCAAGCUGAGAUCUGUUAAAAGCCGCCCGGCGAGCGCGGCGAAUCAUGAAAAGCUGCAGCAGCCCACGGACGACGCAGCUUCGCUAAUCGCGCAAGCGCUCAAGAGGAAGUUUGCGCACACGUACCCGCAACGCAAUCACCAGACGGAACACGUCAAUAAGACGCCGACCGAAAGCCCGCUGUUUGGCCAGCACAUGUUGAAAUCAACUGGCAAGCGGAAGUUUGUCUAAGGGAAUGAAUGCAGCUUACUGACUCGGGAACAUUCCAAAUCAUUUUUCUUCAUAUAGAAGCACAAAAGGGAUAUUCCUGUCAAUUCUGUGUCAUCGUGCUUUGGUGCACUUUUUAACUUAUAUAAAACAUGUUGUGUUGCCACUCUCAUGUAUAGUAAGACUCUGUGGUCAUACAGUUCAUAAUGAUUAUUUAUAUACAAGCAAAGAUCUGUACAUGUCCUGUGUGUGCCAAUUUAUGCAUUAAGCCAAACACUAAAUCAACAAAUUUCUAUGCCAAACUUCAUUGUAUGUGAUUUUUUUAUCAAUAACUGUUUAGAUAGAAUUCACAUGAUUUAUUAUUACAUGCCAGUGUUUAAAUUACGAUGACGUGCAGCCAACAUGUAUUUGCUGUUAUUUAUACACUAGUAUUGGUAAUUUUAUUGGUUAUAUGAGGAUGGACCAAUAUUUGAUUUUAAUUGGAAUUGUGUUCCAUUUAAUUACCGUGCAAUGAUAGAUGUAUUAAAUGAAUAAAACUGUCAAGUCUGAUCUGGUGUGUUUGAAAACAAAAUGCGUAAACCGCUUGGGUUUUG
Molecule: messenger RNA, 1692 nt
Organism: Corythoichthys intestinalis (scribbled pipefish)
Lineage: Eukaryota; Metazoa; Chordata; Actinopteri; Syngnathiformes; Syngnathidae
Gene: mtfr1
Product: mitochondrial fission regulator 1
Exons: 8
Coding region: 182-1123 (313 amino acids)
Biological process (GO): aerobic respiration; mitochondrial fission
Cellular component (GO): mitochondrion
Source: RefSeq, a predicted model, not a curated record